Messenger RNA from Alternaria rosae, 2025 nucleotides. RefSeq names its product isocitrate lyase. NCBI's taxonomy places the organism in Eukaryota, Fungi, Ascomycota, Dothideomycetes, Pleosporales, Pleosporaceae. The coding region runs from base 311 to 1894 and encodes 527 amino acids. The record is from RefSeq and is a predicted model, not a curated record. The transcript has 2 exons. Gene Ontology annotation, biological process: carboxylic acid metabolic process. Gene Ontology annotation, molecular function: isocitrate lyase activity.
CCGCACGCAAAAGUGGACCCGUCCUCACCUUCGCUUAUCUUCAGAUAACGGACUCUGUCGGACUUGCAAGUGCGAGACUGCGAGAUGCACGAGACCUCCGCGCUUCUUUGCAGUGGAGAAAAAAGAUACCCUGCAUGUGCCGAGUGACAAGGAUAGCUACGCGCCUCGCGUGUCGAGCUAGGGUUACUGCGAUGAGAAGAAUGCUUCUUGUAGAUAAAUGGUCAGAGGCACCUCGUUGACCGAGACACUCCAUCUUACGAGCUGGAAGGCCAGACAAUAACACAUAUCACAUUUUGUUGCAUUCCAUACGAUGCCUCAAAUCGACAUAUCCGUUCAAGAUGAGCAGAAAACUUUCGAGGCUGAUGUGGCUGCUAUUGAGAAGCAAUGGAGCUCUGCAAGGCAGUCGCAUUUGAAGCGACCAUACACGGCGAGCACUAUAGCCGCGCUUCGUACUUCUAUCCCCGCUCCCUCGGAAGCCUCCUCGAUCCAGGCCAUUAAGCUCUGGGAACAGCUAAACGCCCACAACAAAGCCGGUACAUGCGAGUUGACAUUUGGUACCACCGAUCCGGUUGCAGUCUCGCAGAUGGCCAAGCAUCAGCAGACUGUCUACGUGUCUGGUGCUCUAUGCGGAUUUUCGGAAGUCGCACUCCCUGGAAUGGACCACGCGGACUACCCAUGGGAUACCGUGCCGAAGGUUGUUUCCAAGAUCUUCAAGAGCCAGCUUUGGCAUGACCAGCGCCAACGACAGUACCGAUUACGACAUCCGAUUGAGGAGCGUGAAAAGCUGGAGAACUGGGACUACAUGGCGCCAAUCGUCGCGGAUGGCGAUAUGGGCUUCGGUAGCCUGACGAGUACAAUGAAGAUGGCCCGCGAGUUUGUGGACGCUGGUGUAGCGAUGAUACACAUCGACGACCUUGCUAUCGGGAUGAAGAAGUUUACUGUUGGUCAAGGGCGUACCAUUGUACCGACUCAAGAGUACUUGGAUCGUUUGACAGCUGUGCGGAUGCAAUUCGAUGUCAUGGGUGCGGAGACUCUACUGUUAUGCCGCUGCGACACGGAUCAUGCCGAGUUCAUCACCAGUGUCGUUGAUGAGCGUGACCACGAGUAUGUGCAGGGAGCGACGAAGAAGAUAGAGCCGUUGCAGAAGUGUCUCGCGGCUGCACAAAUAGGAGGGAAAGAUUUGAAGGCUGCGCGGGACGAGUGGAAGGCGAAAGCGGGGAUCAAGACUUUUGAUGAGGCUGUCGAGGCUGUCGCGUCGAAAGAAGAGUUUGCCGCUUACAAGGCGGAUCUCUCGAAACGCAAGCUUGCUUCUCUGUUAGACCGUCGCGACAUCGCAAGCAAGACGGUGAAACAGGAAGUGUUCUUCGACUGGGAGCUGUCUCGAUCAGCGAUGGGACAGUAUAUGAUCAAGAGCUGCGUCAAGGGUAUCGUCGAGCGUGCCAUCGCCGCUGCGCCACUCGGAGACGUGACCUGGGCGCGCAUGGACUCUCCAAAUUGGGAGGACAUCGUCGAAUUCCACACGAAAGUUCGCAAGGUGUAUCCGGACCGGCUCUUUGCCUUUGGCUACACCGGCGACUACGACUUUGCAAAAGCCGGUUUCAGUGAUGACCAAGUCAAGAAUCUUCAUCUCGAUCUUGCCAAGCUAGGCAUCGUAUGGCAGGUCCAGCCGAUCUGGAGUCUGCAAGGUCUGAACAUGGUGACAGAGCAAUUUGCGAAGAUGUGGCAGGACCAAGGUAUCGCUGGCUACCUGAAGUCGGUACAAGGCCCGGCUCUUAGCUCAAAACCUAUGACUGAUGGGUUUGAGAGGUUGAGUUAUUGCGGUGGAUAUUUGGCAGAUGCAUUCUUCGAGACGGUCGCAGGAGAGCCCAUCGUAGACAAAGGCAAAGCAGCGUGAUUUUAAAGUCGUUGAUAGCCUACAAUAUGAGUACACUAGUCCCAAUGACAUCUCCUUUCGUCGACCUGUCAUGUCCAGCCCUCGAAGUCAAACACACCAGGGAACGAGAGUAGGCCGUCGACAGCCAGAUC